AUGGCGGCCGCUCGCUAUCCCUCCGAUGUUUACGGACAAGAAACCAACUACUCAAACCCGUUCAUGUCGUUCACCAAUGUGGAGGACAACUGGCAAGGUGCUGUGGAAACGUAUGAACGCAAGGCUGAGAGAAAAUGCGAUCAUUAUAACCCAUUUCUGUGUGAUGAAAGCUGCGCUAACACACUUGCUAAUGGAGAAGAUCUGUUCGCGCCGUUCGACAGCCCCGCUCGUUAUGCGCCCACAAAUCCCUUUUUCGGGGCCAACAGUCAAAGCCACGGCUCCGUGGAAAGGCCAGAUAUUAAAAUUGUUCCGUAUCCCGCUCCUGUCAUGCCAUUAAAGGGGCAUUAUGAAGUCACAAACCCCUUUGCCACUGCUCACAUGGGAAGUUUUGUACAUAGCACACCAGCUACAUCCAAACCUGCAGCCAGUACGCUUCCCAUGCCCUAUGACUUGAUUAAUCCAGACGUGACUGUUAAACAUGGACAUUUCCCAGUGCCCGGUCUCUCAUCUCCAACACGUGAGAGCCGCUCUAUGCCCCGCGCUGCGUCGGACAGUGAUGAGGACUACAACCCCAAAGAGAGAGUCCCCACUCUACGUCCCGGCCAGUACGACGGCAGUACACCCUGGAGAGAGUUUCUGCACAGGUUCGAGAGCUGCGCAGAGGCAAAUCACUGGUCAGCCAAGACAAUGGCAAUUCAGCUGAAAUUCUGCCUCACCGGAGCUGCAGGUGCCAUCGUCCACAGGAACCAUCGUUCCUCCAGGUGGGACUACCGCCGCCUGCUGGAGGAACUCGAAACUGCUUACGGCCCUUCUUCAGAUCAUGCAGCGGCUGUAGCAGUGGAGCUGAGACAAAGAGUGCGUAAAGCUGGUGAGGCGCUUCAUGUGUUCAGGGAUGACAUUUAUGGGAAAGUAGCUGUAGCUUAUGGUGAUUGGUCAGAGAAGGAGCAAGACGCUAUAGCUGUAGAAGUUUUCACAAACGGCCUGGGCGAGGCGGAGCUAGUCCAAAGACUGUUAGAAAAACGUCCAGCUACACUAGCCAAAGCUUAUGAGAUAGCCCACCGUCAUGACACCACCAAGAGAGCUGCUUCCUAUGUCACCAGCAUCAUGCAGCCGGGAGCCCGCAACCUCACUGAACGCAGGCCCCGGGCCGCUGUUGUCAGAGAAAGCGAAAACAAUGAGACUGUAACUACACCUGCAGCUAGCCCAUCACCCGAUCGCUUUGUCCCACACACAUUUGGAAAAACACAGAAGCAGCACCAGAACUUUAGGAAGGGUGACAUCCGCUGCCAUAACUGUAAUGGUUGGGGUCACAAACAGAGCCAGUGCUCGUCCCCUAAAAGAAAUACAAAGACUUUCACUCCGGGCACCGCCAAAGAAAGGCCGCAGACCACUGUGCUCCACCUUAAGGGCCAGAAUCGUGAAAUGAACAUUCACAUGCGCAUAUUUGAGCUGGAGUUGUGUGCAGUCCUGGACAGUGGAGCGCGGAGGAGCGUGCUGCCCCUUCAUCAAUACAACGCCAUUCACCGAGACAUGAGACCUCCGCUUCGCCCAUCCAUUGUAGAGACUCUGCUCGGGGUGGGACCAGGAGACGUGCCAGUUUUUGGUGAGGCCAAAGUACCUGUCAGCAUUAACAACCGUCAAGUUGAAGUGGACUUCCUUGUAGCGGACAUAGAGGGCAAUGAAGUACUGCUUGGCCACCCUUUCCUCACUCAAGCUGAGGCCCGCCUUGAUUUCGGUAAGCACCGCAUAGUUCUGUUUGGAGAAGAAGUGCCCUACUUUCACCCAGAGACUGUUCCAAAGUCACACGCUGUGAGAGUAUCCAGAACUGUAGUGGUUGAACCGGGACAAGAGUACCUAGUCAAGGGCAAGGUGCAUUUUAGCACAGAAGCUCAGGGGGACAUGAUGCUUAGCCCCACAAAAGGCUUUGUUGAAAAGCACAAAGUACUCAUUGCCAGAGCCCUAGUCAACGCACAGCCCGCCAACAUCGUCCCAUUACGUCUCUUCAACCCGGGCAACAAAGCUGUCACCAUUAAAGAAGGUGCCAUUGCAGGCCUCCUCCAACCAGCUGAAGCUCUGUCCUCGUCCAGUGUCCCCACAGCGGCAGACUUUCCAACCAGCUCCCCUGCAGUCCCAGGGCACCUCCAGGAGCUCUAUGCCCAGAGCUCCACUGACUUUAAUGAUAAUGAAAAACUUGAAUUGUCUAACCUGUUGUGUGCCUAUGAAAGUGUCUUUUCCAGGGGACCUGGUGAUCUGGGCCGGACCAGUCUCGUGCAGCACGACGUCAUAACCCGGCCUGGACCUCCAGUAAAGCAGCAUCCUCGUCGUAUGGCUGGGGAGAAGCAGCAAAGCGCAGACCAGCAGAUCUGUGAGGGCCUCCAGAGCGGCAUCGCCAGCUGCAGCCACAGCAGUUGGGCCUCACCGAUCGUAAUGGUGCGUAAAAAGGAUGGGACUUACCGCCUUUGUAUAGACUACCGGGCACUCAACAGCCGCACCAUCACCGACGCAUACCCGCUACCCCGCAUCCAAGACACACUGGACACUCUCUCCACUGCCAAAUGGUUUGUGAAAGACUUUGCUUCCAUCGCCGAACCGUUACACAACCUGACGAAGAAAAAUGCACACUUCCAGUGGCACGCUGAACACCAAGCCGCCUUUGACACGCUUAAGCACCGCCUCACCACGGCCCCUGUCUUAGGCUAUCCACUGGACCAUGGUGAGAUGAUCCUGGACACCGAUGCCAGCGACACAGGUAUCGGCGCUGUCCUGUCACAAAUGCAGGGUGGCACAGAACGUGUGUUGGCAUACGGCAGCCGCAAACUAGCCAAAGCUGAACAGAACUAUUGCACUACGAGACGAGAGCUGCUGGCCAUUGUCGAUUUCACAUCUAAUUUUCGACAGUAUCUACUUGGGCGGCCUUUCAAGGUUCGCACUGAUCACAGCAGCCUGCGCUGGCUCACACGAAUGAAAGAGCCAGAGGGUCAAUUAGCCCGGUGGCUUGAAAAGCUAGCGGAGUACGAGUUCGAAAUCCUUCAUCGCCCAGGACCCUUCCUUGCAGCUGAGAACCACGAGUCACCAAGCAAUUCAGUGUGA
Messenger RNA from Knipowitschia caucasica, 3090 nucleotides. The record is from the annotation of a GenBank genome assembly. Lineage: Eukaryota; Metazoa; Chordata; Actinopteri; Gobiiformes; Gobiidae.